AUGCGAGUGCCCAAGUUCACGGACCAAGUGGUCAAGAGCCUGCGAUUGCUACUCCGCGCGAUUGAACAAGAAACGAACGCCAAGGGAUACACGGAUUUGCCGACGGAAGAGAACUUUUUCGGGGAUAUGGACGUAACGCAGGCAGCAGCACUGGUCACGUUAGGAGCGCGCUGCGGAUUGUACAAGAGAGCCUUGAGGAUAAGGAAACACAUUUUUCUCGGUAGCAAAGAAGGUCUGCACUUUGGUUGGGGGGACCGCUUGGCCGUGCCUGUCGCAGUGCCUCAAUUGGUCUCAGAGUAUGAAGAAGCAUUUGGCCUCGUCUUAGAUUCGCUGUCUAGCACGGUGCCCUCAAUGGUCCCUUUGUUAACUCGGUUGGUCAAGGAAAAGAGAAUUCAGGUUACAGUCGGUACCCCAACAUCGCCAAGGCAUAUUGUGUAUUGCCCCUGUGCGCCCUCACCCCUUGGCACUGCGAUCACCGGCGACGCGUACAUCUCCCCCUUAACAGGGUUACUUUUAUCCUUCAACUAUACACCAGAGGCCGGAGCCGCAGGAUUGGCACAGUUUUUAUGGAGUCAUUUGAUGGAAGCCAAGUUGCAGGAGCUAAAUCCGCUUAUGGCCUCUUUUGUUUCGCUGGCUCCUGUUGGGCCUAGCUCGAGAGGCGACGAAAGCGCCAACAACAUCAUUAGAUCCAAAAGCGUCUUGCUGCGCUCUAAUUCACUGCUGAUUGAGGCCUUCGGUCUUUGGGGCAAGCAUGUGGCCUUUUUUGAAGAUAUCAAUUCCGUCUCUCACCCUCACCUGCAACUACGGCUUCUGCUUUCAUACCUUGACGAAACGCUCGGCAGACUUGUCAAGGGUUCGCUCAGAAAAACCUUUCGGAAAAGGCUGAAGCAGUGGAGCAAGAGCACCGACGGCCUUGAGGAACUGGAAGGCAUGUGGCUUGAAUCUUUCAAGGACCACUUUGGUCCGGAGGGCGAUGUGUUCGACACUUUUGCCGGCAUCCGUUCCCAGUGGCUGUUUUCUGACGUCUUGGAGGAAAUGCUAGCCGCCGAUAGCAGCAAUACGGCGGAAGGCAACGGGUAUCUAGGAACACCCCCCAAGCCCGUGCACAUAUUGGCUUUUAUGGCCCUCUUGAAGGUGGCAAAUGACUGUUACUUUAUCAAGGGGUACCAGAAGACGGAAAAAGGGCGAAAGCCAACGCUGGAAGCUAUUGCCGAAGCAUUCGAAACUUUUGUGGCGGAGGCAGAAAGAGACGGCUUCGUUAGUGCUCUAAUUGCAAGAGGCGCCGCACUUAUGAGUCCAAAUUUCUGGAACGACGCACUGCAUCAAGUCGUUGACAAGCCAAUCCUGGAAGCAGAGAUGCUGGCUCGAGAGCUCUCCUACCUCAUGUCUCCCACAGCUCGAGGAACAUUUCAGUAG
Cyclospora cayetanensis is the source of this 1416-nucleotide messenger RNA. RefSeq lists its product as uncharacterized. Bases 1 to 1416 code for a protein of 471 amino acids. The transcript is spliced from 7 exons. NCBI's taxonomy places the organism in Eukaryota, Apicomplexa, Conoidasida, Eucoccidiorida, Eimeriidae. The record is from RefSeq and is a predicted model, not a curated record.